Molecule: messenger RNA, 2024 nt
Organism: Ipomoea nil (Japanese morning glory)
Lineage: Eukaryota; Viridiplantae; Streptophyta; Magnoliopsida; Solanales; Convolvulaceae
Product: protein ACCELERATED CELL DEATH 6-like
Exons: 3
Coding region: 86-1849 (587 amino acids)
Cellular component (GO): plasma membrane
Molecular function (GO): protein phosphatase 1 binding; protein phosphatase regulator activity
Source: RefSeq, a predicted model, not a curated record
CUUCAAUUUCUAGGGGCAACACAACACACUCCUACAAUAUCAACCAUCUUUAGUUAAUUUGAUACAUACAGUAGUACGUGCUCAAAUGGAAUUGCCUGUGCGCAUUGAUCUGAUGAAGCUGGCCUUAUACAAAGCAGCUGUGGAGGAUAAACCUGAAGAUUACUAUACAGUUCUAGAGCAGCAAAGCGCGGCGGCGGUGGAAGACGAUGGCCUCCAAGUUAUGCCAAAUGGAAACACUGUGCUGCAUGUUGCAGCGCUCCACGGCCGCCAACAUUUUGUGGAAAACAUACUACGAGGGAAAGAUAACAAUCAUGCACCAGCCUUAUUGUCUUUGUUAUUUGCUCAGAAUAAGAAAAGGGAAAGUGCGUUACAUUAUGCAGCGGAGAAAGGCUAUGCCAACAUAGUCUCUAUUCUUAUCAGUGCCACCAAGGAGUACAUGGAUGUUGAAUCUGGUGUGGGAGAGAUGGAGAUGGUACGGAUGACAGAUAAUCUGAUGGACACGGCCUUGCACAAGGCCGUGCGAAUGAGGCAUUUUGCAGUGGUAAAGUUAUUGGUUGAAAUGGAUGAUGAAUUUGAAUACCCUGCCAAUAAUGCUGGGGAGACACCCAUUUACAUAGCAGCAAGGUUAGGAUUCCGUGACGGUUUGCAGCAACUUCUGAACACAUGUAAAAAUCCUACUUACGGUGGACCUUUGGGUCGAAAUGCUAUUCAUGCAUCAUUAGAAUCUUCCCCAGGAUGCACGGAAUUACUAUUGAAGAAGGAGAUCUCCUUGUGCGACAUGACUGAUGAUUCAGGUUGGACGCUGUUGCACUAUGCUAUUAUAAACCGGUAUAAUGAAGCUGCCCGUAUAAUUCUUGCGGGAAAAAGUUGUGCAGCUUACCUUUGCGCAGGGAAAGGUGAUGAGUGGACCCCGAUAUUUCACAUAGCAGCAAGGUAUGGCAACGUUGAAAUGAUGAAAUGCAUAUCAAAUAGUUGCUUCCAAGAUUGCUGGAUGAUGCUUAAUAGCAAAUCCCAAAAUGUCCUUCACGAAGCAGUACUGGGACAUAGAUUGAACGUGAUAGAAUAUGUUUUGAAGUACUCCCAAACGGACAGCCUUAUUGAGGGGAAAGACCAGGAUGGAAACACACCGUUGGCCCUUCUUUCCGUUUCUAGUUGCAACCCUUUGAAACGUGUUGCUAUGCAGGGUGUUAUGUGGAAGCAUUUGGUCUUUAAUAAACAACACCAAACUCCAUUUGCCAUGGCCUCCCAAAACAGCAAGUGGGCAUUUUCUAAGUAUUACUUAGGUUGGAAACUUGUAAGGAGUGGUGGUAAAAUUGGUUGUCAAAGUGGACUUACAGAAAAUAAGACAUUGAGGAAAGAAUGUGUUAUUACAGAAAAGGACAUUCAUUUUAUGGUAGAAACAAAUCGAACAAACAUAGUUGCAGCUUCAUUGAUAUUUACCGUGACCUUUACAGCUGGUUUAACCGUCCCAGGAGGAUACAACAGCAAUCAUGGAAAAACACAAGGAACGCCAUUGUUGUUACACGAUUUUGGAUUUCAGAUGUUUGUUAUUUACGAUUCUCUCGCUUUCAUAUUCUCUAUUUUGUCGAUACUUUUACAUCUUACGAUGGUUGCAAAAGCCUCAUCCAUCCAGAACUACAAAUCUGCAACGAGAUGUUUCAUGUGUUGCAGGCUUAUGAUCAUGUUGGCUGUCACUGCUGUUGUAGCUGCAUUCAUUUAUGGCAUAGAGUCCACCUUAGCACCUUCACGUUUUCUCUUACCUGUUGUUGCUACCGUAUGCACUUUUAGCAUUAUCGGCAUCGGUUAUCUCAUUUUAACAAAUAUGUUUCUCAUCCGGCGAAUUCUUUAGGCCUAAACUAGCUAGCUAGCUUUUAGCACCAACUUUCUGUUUUUCUUUUCCCUGCAUAUUUUGUGAUAGAGUGUGUUUUGUUUGUUAAAAUAGAUGGAUAAAAGAGUAUGUAAAAUAGUUUGGAGCCUUAAAAUGAUAUGUACUGUCUCUAUUGUACGUGAUGCCAAUUUUUAUA